Molossus molossus (Pallas's mastiff bat) is the source of this 2047-nucleotide messenger RNA. It is a transcript of the gene GATA6, whose product is annotated as GATA binding protein 6. The transcript has 7 exons. Bases 266 to 2047 code for a protein of 593 amino acids. Gene Ontology annotation, biological process: epithelial cell differentiation; positive regulation of transcription by RNA polymerase II; cell fate commitment. Gene Ontology annotation, cellular component: nucleus. The record is from RefSeq and is a predicted model, not a curated record. NCBI's taxonomy places the organism in Eukaryota, Metazoa, Chordata, Mammalia, Chiroptera, Molossidae. Gene Ontology annotation, molecular function: zinc ion binding; RNA polymerase II cis-regulatory region sequence-specific DNA binding; DNA-binding transcription factor activity, RNA polymerase II-specific.
GGCACCCUUCGGCGAGCGCUGUUUGUUUAGAGCUCGGUGAGUCCAAUCAGGAGCGCAGGCUGCAGUUUUCCGGCAGAGCAGUAAGAGGCGCCUCCUCUCUCCUUUUUAUUCACCAGCAGCGCGGUGCAGACCCCGGACUCGCGCUCGCCUGUCGGCGCCCACGGCCUCUCUCCGCGUUCGGGAGCACCCUCCACCGCGGCCGUUCUCCAUGCGCAGCUCCCACCCGAGGAGCUAGAAAUAAGCUUGCAGCGGCGCCGGACCGUGGAUGGCCUUGACUGACGGCGGCUGGUGCCUGCCGAAGCGCUUGGGGGCCUCGGCUACGGACGCCAGCGACUCCGGAGCCUUUCCAGUGCGGGAGCCCUCCACGCCGCCUUCCCCCAUCUCCUCCUCUUCCUCCUCCUGCUGCUCCCGGGGUGGAGAGCGCGGCCCCGGCGGCGCCAGCAACUGCAGGACGCCGCACCUCGACACGGAGGCGGCGGCGGGACCUCCGACCCGGUCGCUGCUGCUCGGCCCCUACGCCUCGCAUCCCUUCGGGGCUCCCCACGGACCUUCGGCGCCCGGGGUCGCUGGCCCCGGGAGCGCCCUGUCGAGCUGGGAGGAUCUACUGCUCUUCACUGACCUCGAUCAGGCCGCGACCGCCAGUAAGCUGCUGUGGUCCAGCCGCGGCGCCAAGCUGAGUCCCUUCGCACCCGAGCAGCCGGAGGAGAUGUACCAGACCCUCGCCGCCCUCUCCAGCCAGGGGCCGGCCGCUUACGACGGCGCGCCCGGCGGCUUCGUGCACUCGGCGGCCGCCGCGGCAGCGGCGGCGGCGGCGGCCAGCUCCCCAGUCUACGUACCCACCACCCGCGUGGGUUCCAUGCUGCCUGGCCUGCCGUACCUGCAGGGGGCGGGCAGCGGGCCCACCAACCACGCGGGCGGCGCGGGCGCACACCCCGGCUGGCCCCAGGCCUCGGCCGACAGCCCUCCGUAUGGCAGCGGAGGCGGCGCGGGGGGCGGCGGGGCCGCUGGGCCAGGCAGCGCCGGCUCGGCCGCGGCGCACGUCUCGGCACGCUUCCCCUACUCGUCCAGCCCGCCCAUGGCCAACGGCGCGGCGCGGGACCCUGGGGGCUACGCAGCGGCCGGCGGCGGGGGCACGGGCGGUGUUAGCGGUGGCGGCGGCAGCCUGGCGGCCAUGGGCGGCCGAGAGCACCAGUACAGCUCGCUGUCCGCCGCGCGACCUCUGAACGGGACGUACCACCACCAUCACCACCACCACCCGAGUCCCUACUCGCCCUACGUGGGUGCGCCGCUGACCCCCGCCUGGCCCGCUGGACCCUUCGAGACCCCGGUGCUCCACAGCCUGCAGAGCCGCGCGGGAGCCCCGCUCCCGGUGCCUCGAGGCCCCAGCGCAGACCUGCUGGACGACCUGCCCGAGAGUCGCGAGUGCGUGAACUGCGGCUCCAUCCAGACGCCGCUCUGGCGGCGGGACGGCACCGGCCACUACUUGUGCAACGCCUGCGGCCUCUACAGCAAGAUGAACGGCCUCAGCCGGCCCCUCAUCAAGCCGCAGAAGCGCGUGCCUUCUUCUCGGCGGCUUGGACUGUCCUGUGCCAACUGUCACACCACAACCACCACUUUGUGGCGUAGAAAUGCUGAGGGGGAACCUGUGUGCAAUGCUUGUGGACUCUACAUGAAACUCCAUGGGGUGCCUCGACCUCUUGCUAUGAAAAAAGAGGGAAUUCAAACCAGGAAACGAAAACCUAAGAACAUAAAUAAGUCAAAGGCUUGCUCUGGUAAUAACAAUAAUUCCGUUCCUAUGACUCCAUCUUCCACCUCUUCUAACUCAGAUGAUUGCAGCAAAAAUACUUCCCCUACAACACAACCGACAGCCUCAGGGGCGGGUGCCCCGGUGAUGUCUGGCACGGGAGAAAGCACGAACCCCGAGAACAGCGAGCUCAAGUACUCAGGUCAAGAUGGGCUGUACAUAGGCGUCAGCCUGGCCUCGCCGGCCGAAGUCACAUCCUCCUCGGUGAGACAGGAUUCCUGGUGCGCGCUGGCCCUGGCCUGA